AUGGCACUGAGCGAAAACUGCAAAACCCAACCUGCAAAAGAGCAAGGCUCAGUGCAAAACCCUCCAUCCGAUGUUAUUGAGCUAAACGUGGGUGGACAGGUGUAUUACACUCGUCAUGCCACCUUGACAAGCUUUCCAAAUUCAUUACUUGGGAAGCUGUUCUCUAACAAGAAGGGGUCUUCAAAUGAUUUGUCCCGGGACCUUAGAGGACGGUAUUUUAUUGACAGAGAUGGCUUUCUGUUCCGGUAUGUAUUGGAUUACCUCAGAGACAAGCAAGUUGUCCUCCCUGACCACUUCCCCGAGAGAGGAAGGUUGAAACGAGAGGCGGAAUACUUCCAGCUGCCAGAAUUGGCCAAACUUUUGUCAUCUGAGGAAUCAAAACUAUUUCCAGAUGACUUGUACUACAGUGAUUUCGAUGAUGCGUCGCAGGGCAGCGACCAGAGGUUUUAUCCCUCUUAUUCCCUGGACAGGAGGUAUGGCUACAUCACGGUGGCUUUCAAAGGCGUUUGCGCCGCGGGAGGCAGAGAGAGCCAGACUGAUGCCAAGGCCAAAAAGUUACCGAGGAUCUUCAUCAGCAGCAGGAUUGGCUUGGCGAAAGAGGUAUUUGGAGACGCCCUGAAUGAGAACAGGGACUCGGACAGGCCACCGGACCGAUACACCUGCAGGUUUUACCUCAAGUUCAGGCAUCUGGAAAGAGCUUUUGACAUGCUGUCAGAGAGCGGCUUCCACAUUGUGGCCUGCAAUUCGUCCCUGACUGCGUCCUCCAUCGGUCAUUACGCGGAUGACAAAGUCUGGUCCAAUUACGCACAGUACAUCUUCUACCGUGGGCCCUCUCGGUGGUCGUCCUCCCACUGCGACUGCUGUUGCAAGAGCCACAAAAGUGAGCGUGAGGGGGAGAGUGGCACUUCCUUCAACGAGCUCUCCACUUCCUGCUCUGAGACCCAGUCAGAGGCCAGCUCCCCUCAAGGAACCGUGAUCUGUGGCCCCGUGAGCCGGCGCCCCAACGUCCAGACUCUGGACCGUCCCAUGCAUAAAGGACCAUCUCACAUAAUGCAGCAGGCAGAGAUGCGCCGCAAAACUGACAUGCUCCGUGUGAGAACCUUCGGGGUCCGGGAACGAGAGGCUGCAAAGAGGAAAGCAAACAAGGAGAAGCUGACCCCUGAGCAAGAACUGGAGAAAUGUAUCCAGGACUUCCGUCGCAUUAGGAUUCCUGAUCGCUUUCCGGAGAGGAAGUACAUGUGGCAAUCAGAGCUCUUGAGAAAGUACCGUCUCUAAAAAUGAGUGAGUGGAGAGAAGAGAACAGAAGAAAAAAGAGAGAUGGCAGUAUCAUGUCACCAUCCAUGAAAAGUAUUAAAGGUGCAGUGUGUAGAAUUUAGUGGCAUCUAGCGGAACAGACUGGGCAGAAAUGGAAUAUAAUACUCAUAAGUAUGUUUUAAGUAGUGUAUAAUCAGCUGAAAAUAAGAGUUGUUGUCUUUGCGUUAGCUUGGAAUGAGCCCUUUAUAUUUAUAUAGGGAGUGUGCCCUCUUCCACGGAGGCUGCUAUGUUGCACCGCCAUGUUUCUACAGUAGCCCAGAAUGGACAAACCAAACAAUGGCUCUAGAGAGGGUCUUUUGCGUUUUGUGGCCAUUGUAGGUUUUCCUACAUGCUUGGAAGGGAAGCUGUAUUCAUUUGGUUGCAAUCUGCAAUCUCAUUGCUAGAUUCCACUAAAUCUUACACAGUGGUCCUUUAAACUGCGUAGACAAUAGACUGCACCCUCUAUGACACAUAAUGUACAAGAAAAAAAAAACUAUGGCCACCUCCCCGCCAGCAUGACUAGCGGAGCACACAUAGUACAAGGCAGUCAUUGGUUUGUAAAGUAUGCACAGUGUUGUGUAUGAUAUGCACAUGUGUAAAUCAGGUUACUCCUGGGCUUACAUCACUAACCUGUUCUCACUUCAGAGAGCUGUGAGCCAGAUGUGCUAAAGGCUACUAUAUCACUAGUUGAAGCAACAAAGCAACCUCAGGGGCAACAUCAUUUCAAUUCAUCAACCUGUCACAUUCUGUAUGUGCAAUUGCCCACAAUAGCUGUUUUUAAUUAAAUGGAUGUACCCAGAUGAUGCUGUGAGUUAGCAAUGGAAUAUCACUAUACUCCACUGAUAACACAUAUACUUAUAGUAGGCUUUGAUAAUGGCACUGCAUGUCAUUUCACCCUUAGCAUAAUUAUGCAAUAUCAAACAAACUUUCAUUUCACUGUUUUGUGUGAUGGGUAAAAUGCUGUGUUAUGACUGAGACUGACUUCAGUGAGGAAAGCACUGCCUAGAUCUGUUUGCCAUUGUAAAACUUUUUUGUCUAAUGUCAUUAUGUGUUGGAUAGACGAUGUUGUGUAGGUACAGUAUAUAAUACCAAUGGAUAUUUGUCUAAUCAUUGAUUGUAAGUGUGCAAAAAAGCUAA
This is a messenger RNA of Thunnus maccoyii (southern bluefin tuna), 2430 nucleotides long. Its product is annotated as BTB/POZ domain-containing protein KCTD16-like. The transcript is spliced from 2 exons. The record is from RefSeq and is a predicted model, not a curated record. Gene Ontology annotation, molecular function: protein binding. Bases 1 to 1275 code for a protein of 424 amino acids. Gene Ontology annotation, cellular component: postsynaptic membrane; presynaptic membrane. Gene Ontology annotation, biological process: protein homooligomerization; regulation of G protein-coupled receptor signaling pathway. Lineage: Eukaryota; Metazoa; Chordata; Actinopteri; Scombriformes; Scombridae.